AUGGCCGAUACUUGGCAACCCCAAUCCUCUUGGAUGAGCUCGCAGUGGUAUCAAGGCAACCACCCCAGUCUGCCUUCAUCAACGUUUCGUGAUUUGGUGAAUGCUUUCCCUAAACCCAAACAAGCGGGUAGAGUGAUGAAACCACGAAGUGCUGGCAACAGUCCUUCCAAUGCUGGCAGACGGAGGAUAACCGUUUCCAACACCUCACCGAUAUAUCGACACCUUCCGACUCAGAAGUACCAGGCGUCUUAUGAUCCUGCCUACCUGGCGUCCGCCAUUAACACGCACACAGCCACCCGGCCAAUCAGCUGGCAUCCAGCGUCGCUAGAAUCCGCGGCGUAUUCAGAGCACAUUCAACCAACCCAGAACAACCUUGGAGCUAUGGGAAUGUGUACUCAACCUACCGACGUAUCCCCUUCUAUGAUGACGGACGGCAGUAUGUUGCCUACAUAUGUGUCAAUUGAUAUCCCAUUCUCAACUGAGACAUGUCCUUUUUCCGGCGCGCAAUAUAUGGCACCUAUGCAGCAACCAUCUUUCGUUGGAAUGAACGGGUCGCAGGUAGAUCCGGUUGCAUGGGGCACCAACGGAUCUAGCAUGUCGGCGGCCACUCAGCCCAUGUCCGACGGCUGGGCCUUCAACAUGAUGUCUAUGAAUAGCAGUAUGCCUUCAGCAAAUGUUGCAGGAUCAGGCUAUGCAAGUGCACCGUCAUCAGGCUGUCUGACCGGACCAUCGACUCCCGAUUUCCUCCCUAUUCAGCAGCCGGACGAUAACUCGAAAUCAUUUUCUGCGCCAGCAGUGAAUAAACCGAAACCUGAGGAAGAACUUGUAGGGAUGGGCCUUUACAACCACCCAGACUCUUUGUUUGACACACCGUUUGAUAGCUUUUCAGGCAAGGGUCUCAAGCUGGAAGAAACCUUCACACCAUCGUCGGACAACGAGGCAGAUGACAAUAAGGAUGCUGAAAACGAAGAUGAUGACGAACAUGUAUCGAACAAGAAGCAAAGCCCUGCUCAAAAUCAGAAAAUACCGGGCUCUAAGCCAUACAAGCCCGUCAAGCCCGCGGAAAAUAUGAUGCAUAAGUCUUUCUUUUUCGACGAUGACGACCUCGAUCGGCAUGUUAUGUCCGGAUCUCAGCAGUUCUUCAAUCUAGGGAGUCAACCUUGCAUGAAUUAUGGAUAUGGAUGGCUUUAG
Messenger RNA from Aspergillus tanneri, 1191 nucleotides. RefSeq lists its product as uncharacterized. Lineage: Eukaryota; Fungi; Ascomycota; Eurotiomycetes; Eurotiales; Aspergillaceae. The coding region runs from base 1 to 1191 and encodes 396 amino acids. The record is from RefSeq and is a predicted model, not a curated record. The transcript has a single exon.